Molecule: messenger RNA, 264 nt
Organism: Loa loa (African eye worm)
Lineage: Eukaryota; Metazoa; Nematoda; Chromadorea; Rhabditida; Onchocercidae
Exons: 2
Coding region: 1-264 (87 amino acids)
Molecular function (GO): chloride channel activity
Source: RefSeq, a predicted model, not a curated record
AUGACAAUGAUAGAAUUCGUGUUUUUUAUUGGUUGGUUAAAAGUUGCACAGACGCGGCUUAAUCCAUUCGGUGACGAUGAUGAUGACUUCGAAUGCAAUUAUCUUAUCGAUAAAAACCUUGCCACAAGUUUCUGCACUGCUGACAACUAUAAUCGUGUACCUGAAUUACAACCUGAUCUUUUCUGGCAAAACCACAACGUAUUUUCUACUUCUACGGAUACACCGUUAACUGGAUCAGCUGCAAAUUUAAAGUACGCUUUUUAA